Messenger RNA from Alnus glutinosa, 1411 nucleotides. RefSeq lists its product as uncharacterized. The transcript is spliced from 9 exons. The record is from RefSeq and is a predicted model, not a curated record. Bases 167 to 976 code for a protein of 269 amino acids. NCBI's taxonomy places the organism in Eukaryota, Viridiplantae, Streptophyta, Magnoliopsida, Fagales, Betulaceae.
GACCGCUAGGGUAGAGGAUUGGAACGGGUUCUAUGUAAUUUCACAGUCUGUCUCUCUCACACUCGCUCAAAAGCGCUGCUCUCUACUGUGUAAAAGAACAAAAAUAAACAAGAAGAUACAUAGAUAGAAGCAUUUGCUGCAUUUGGAUUUAGGCUUCGGCGCUGAGAUGAGCGUGGUUAGGACUCAGCGAAGCUUCGUCGCGACCCGUACUCUCUCUCAUUCAUCUUCAAUAUCCCGAUGUCCUCACGCUUCUGCUUCUUCAGAUGAUGCUACUUGUGGGACACCUAUACGGAUUGGUAAGGGCCUCGCUUGUGUUUGUUUUAAGGGAAAGGGAAAUUAUGAACGGAUCUGCAUGAACUUGACACCUCUGCAGGAAGAAAGACUGAAAAGAUUGAGGCACCGAAUGAAGGUUUACUUUGAUGCUUCCAGACCAGAUCACCAGGAAGGUUUGAGAGCUCUAUGGUCUGCUACAUUCCCUGGUCAGGAGCUCCAUGGCCUGAUAUCCGAUCAAUGGAAAGAAAUGGGAUGGCAGGGAAGAGAUCCAUCUACUGAUUUCAGAGGAGCUGGAUUCAUUUCUUUGGAGAAUCUGUUGUUCUUUGCAAAGACUUUCUCAACAUCAUUUCAGUGUCUAUUGAAAAAGCAGGGAGGAAAGCGAGCUGCUUGGGAAUAUCCGUUUGCUGCUGCUGGUGUAAAUAUCACCUUCAUGAUCAUGCAAAUGCUUGACCUUGAUGCCUCAAAACCCAGGACUUUUGUCAGAGCAGUUUUCUUACAAAUGUUGUCAGAAAAUGAGUGGGCAUUCGACUUGCUUUAUUGUGUGGCUUUCGUGGUAAUGGACAAGCAAUGGCUGGAUAGAAAUGCUACAUACAUGGAGUUCAAUGAUGUUCUAAGAUCUACUCGGACUCAAUUAGAAAGGGAACUUCUAAUGGAUGAUGUUCUUCGGAUAGAAGACAUGCCUUCUUAUAGCCUUCUCUGUUGAUGUUUAUCAACCUGAAAGCGCAAGCUGGAGUUCUGAGACCUUUCUAUCCUCUUGAUGGUAACCUUAAAGCUGUACAAUCUCUCGUUUCGGGUAAGCUAAUACAUAGCCUCAAUAUUUGAUUCAAGGCAGCUUCCAAUUGGUUCAUUAUCACUCUCAAUUGUGAUGACUCAUCAAUUGCUGUGAGUUGAUCUUUUUGCAUGUAACUGCCAAAGAAUUUUCAAACUGAUGGGGCGAUUUUCUACUUUUAUUCUGAGUGAGAGAUUUCAUACUAAAAGCUUCAUGGAAGAAAAAGGCCACGGUUUCUCAUGAGAUAUUACUAGGGUGUGAUAAUAUCGUUUAUGAUGAAAUCGUUUAUGUGAACAGCUUCAUACUCGUGCUACUUGUAAAUAUUAAUUGGUUGCUUGAGUCUUUAAUUUUAUGUGAUGAAUUGGUGUA